This is a messenger RNA of Zingiber officinale, 3115 nucleotides long. RefSeq names its product growth-regulating factor 4-like. The transcript has 3 exons. NCBI's taxonomy places the organism in Eukaryota, Viridiplantae, Streptophyta, Magnoliopsida, Zingiberales, Zingiberaceae. The coding region runs from base 1785 to 2855 and encodes 356 amino acids. Gene Ontology annotation, biological process: developmental process; DNA-templated transcription; regulation of DNA-templated transcription. The record is from RefSeq and is a predicted model, not a curated record. Gene Ontology annotation, cellular component: nucleus. Gene Ontology annotation, molecular function: ATP binding.
UCACUGUGUUGAUUUAUUGACCUGAUAUGUUCCUCCAUAGCAAGUUUCAGCUGGUUAUUUUCAAGAAAUAACUCAUUGGACCACAUUCUUGGGGUUAUCUUGCUCCUAUUACCCCCAUCUCUCAUUGUCAGCUCCUUAACCACCGACAAGAUGAAGAUGGUCCCCCUUGUCCCAUUGAUCCAGGCUGUAGAGGCUUUUUUUUUUUUUGGCAUUAUAAGUAUUCAUUUUCGCAACGACUGUUAUUCGACUAGAUCUAUGGCUGUUUCUUGUUUUCCAAACCGAACAUUUGUUCUUUUUGUCAUUUCAUCUUGCUUUCCUUUCCGCCCUAGAUUUUGGUGUCUUGUUUUUAGGCAAAGCAGCACAGAAAGAAUGGACUGGGGCCCCUUGACAUCUCACUGGAGUGAUGAGCAAGUCAUGGCUUGUGGAUGAUUGCCCUUAUUGCAGCCAUUGAUCCCACCCUCUAAAGCCAUCAAUGGAGUGAGCUUCUUCCUCUCCUCAGACACAACCUUGUAAGUAGCAGAUGCUUGCAAGCAAAAAGGUAGUUACCAUGCCACACACAAGAAAAUAUGCCAGUCCACCAUACUACCACUCAAGUUUAAAAAAAAAAGAAGCGAAAUUCCAUAGCAAGGCAAGGCAAGGCAAGGCAAGGCAAGGGUUGUCCAACUACUUAGAGACAAAGUUGGCACCCACUUGGUUUGAACUUUAGGGUUCAUCAGUAUUGCCUAUGGACUUCCCAUACACAAUCUCUUGGUCUGGCUGUGCUCAAAAAGAAAAUAAUAAUUGCUCUUUCACUCCUUGUCCAUCAUUGCUUCUCUGUGAACCAAGGAAUACUACAUUCUUGUGGAAUGCACUUUGCAAUAUUUCACACACCACGAUACCACAUGCUCUACUUCCUGUUAAUGUUUUGGGUGUUCCCUGAACAAUUAUUCAACAUAUACUUGAUGCUCUUUCUUUUUUCUUUGUGAAAUGCAAGAGAGAAGAAGCCUUCAGAGUUUUGAUGCCUAUAAUCAUUGAACCUAUUUGCAAGCCAGCUAAGACCUUGUAAAGUUCUAUGGAAGAGGCAUGAUUUCUCAUGAAAAGGUAUGGUUCAUGAUUAGCAGAGAGAUUACAACUUUUGACUUUGUUAUUGGAUUUAAUAACACUUAGUUACCUUUUUGAGAAACAAAAGAUGACAAAAACCAUGCUUGCUAAAUACUGACAGAGUUUGAACUUUGAAAGUGUCAGAUAUUAUGAUAAAUUCUUAAGGCGAAAUGAAGCUUUACCAAUAUGUUAAAGUUCAUAAUCUAAUCUCAUGUUGAUGCUGCUGAAGCAGAUCAAAUGUUUGCCAUUUGUUGAGGAUUGAAACGUUGCAGGCAGCAAAAGUAAAAAACUUUACCCUAUUGUAAAUAGUUCGCUGUCCUGGUCAGAAACAGAUACUGUCUCCCUUCCCAACACACGCUGAGAAACCCAAAGUUUCAGAUAGGAAGACAGACCCACCGGCUCUCUCCCAUCCGAAUACCAUCUCUAUCUCUUCUCCACCAUUGAUUGAACCCGUAACAAAUCACUCACGCACCCUCUCUCUCUCCUUCUCCUCUUUAAAAAUCCCUCUUUUGUUUAUCAGUCUACCGACACCGCCCCAUUCCGCUUCCUUAUUGACAGAAAAAAUGAAGGAACUGUGCGUUUCUGCUUCGCCGGCGAGGGGCCCGAGCGCGUCUGCCAGCUGCCGCCAUGAGUGAGCUCAAAGGCGGCUCCUUUUUCUGCUGCGGACGCCUUCUGUUUUCCCUCUCGGCCUUUCGGGUUUUCCGAUGAACACCUCGGCGGCGGGGUUCGGCGUGCGGCCGCCCUUCACGGCGGCGCAGUGGCAGGAGCUGGAGCACCAGGCGUUGAUCUACAAGUAUCUGACGGCUGGAGUGCCUGUGCCGCCGGAGCUCUUGAUUCCCAUCCGGAGGAGCUUCGAAGCUCUACCUGGUCGAUACUGGCACCAUCCUGCGCUAGCUUACUGUUCCUACUACGGGAAGAAGCUGGAUCCUGAACCAGGGCGGUGCCGACGGACCGAUGGGAAAAAGUGGCGCUGCUCCAAGGACGCCCACCCCGACUCCAAAUAUUGUGAGCGUCACAUGCAUCGCGGCCGCAACCGUUCAAGAAAGCCUGUGGAAUCACAAUCUGCCUCUCAGUUGCAGUCAUCUGCGGCAUCUGUCACUCCUGCGAGCAGCAGCGGUGCUGGUGGUAGUGGUGGGGGAAACUUGCAGAGCAUUAAUCCCCAGCAUUCUGUUGCAAGUCAUGUCAAUGCGCAAAAUCUGUGCCUUGGUGGCUCCAGCUCGACUCAGCUGUCCAUGGACACUGGCCCUCUUGCUCCCAGGUACUUCUCUGGUGUUAAACCUGGGGUGGAUGAACAUACUUUCUUCGUAGAAACUACUGGAAAUUCAAGGAGUCUCGUUCUGGAUGCAGUCGACAGUUCUUGGUGCUUGACGACAUCGCGAGUUUCUUCAUUUCCCCUGUCAAAGGCUAGAGAUCCUUCUCUUCUCCAGAGCUCCUACCCUCAGCUUCAGUCACUUCAAGAUCUUGGUCAGGUGACAGGUAGUUCGACCUCAAGACAGCAGCAGCACUCUUUCAUGGGCAGCGAGUUUGGUUCACCAGAGCCUGCAAAGCACGAAAGCCAAUUCCUCCGACCGUUCUUCGACGAGUGGCCCAAAGCAAGAGACUCUUGGUCUGACAUCGAAGAAGAUAGAUCCAACCGGGCAUCCUUCUCCACGACUCAACUCUCGAUGUCCUUCCCCAUGGCCUCCUCCUCGGAUUUCUCUACUACCUCUUCCAGGUCACCUAAUGGUGAGUCCAUUCCUGAGAUUGUGACCAGUGAUCCUUGUCAUGGUAUUUGAAACUUCUGACUCUCGAACUCGCAGAUGACUGAAACUGAAGGAAAAGGUUGUAACCUAGAAGAGCUCAGUGGCUGUCCUUGCCUUGUGAGGUUCUCCAUUGGAGCAUCAUGCCCUUGUUUUCUAUGGCGGAUCAAAACAUUUCAGUAAUCUGCAUUUCUUAUUUUCAUGAACCGAAGUAAAUUUCUUUAGCUGUCUUGUUAAUCUGUCUCUCAGUAAAUCUGAUGUGUCCUGUGAUUCAAAACAAAGCCAGGAUUAAUCUA